GAAAAUCGAAAAAAAAUAAUCAAACGGCGAAAAAAUCAUCACUUGUGAUUGUAUCUAGCUAAUCAAAAAGCUGCACUAGAAUCGAUUGCGACUUGGGCGCCCAGAAGUGUGGAACAGAUCCUUAUUGCACCAGAGUCUCAUUGGAUCACCGAUCACUGAUCACUGAUCACCGAAUAAGUACUAAAUUCGUAGGCUCCAAGUUCAAGGUUCACGGUGCCCGCAGGACUGACCCAGAAUCCAGCCACGGACCAUCCGGGCCAGAAGGCCAAAGGCGGCAAGCUGCAAGGAGUCCAGAGUGUCGAGCCACUUUGACCACUGGUUCCAAUCCGAUUUCUUUUCCACUUUUGAUAGUUUUAUAUUCAGGAUGGUCAUCAAUCUGAAUCCGGCCACCUCUUCGAACGCCAAUGCCAGCGGUAGCAGCGUGGGCGGCGGCAGCGGUGGCGGCGGAAUGAGCGGCGCUGGGAGCCAGAGCGGUACCAUCAUUGGCGGAAACGGAAACGGAGGCGGAAACGGUAACGGUAACGGCAGUGGCAGCGGCAGUGGCAACAUCGCCGGAAACGCAAGCGGUGGCGCCACCAGCAACCUGAUGGGCAUCAUAAGCCAUGAGGUAUUCGAGGGCAACAUCCACCUGCAUGUGGUAUGUGCCGGCGACUCGAACGCCAAGUGGAUCACCCUGGAGGAGGCGAUGGCCUACUGUCCCAGCGGCGUUAUUGCCUACACCAAGCUGCAGCUGGCCGAGAUUUAUGGCGUGCCGAUGGACCUUCUGUUCGAAUGAUGACAAGGCAUAAGCCCGGGACGAUGGUUUUGAUGGAUUCUUGAUGGCGACUGGCAUUUGGACUUGGGCACUGUUGGCAAAAUUUUGGAAUUCAAUAUUCGGCAAAUUUGCGGCAUAGACGACCGUCGAUCGCCCUUUCCUUCUAGAUUCCCUGCUCUACUACUGAGACCAAAUUUGAAGUUCCUGGCGUUAAGCGAUUUCUUUUGAAGGCAGCAAUUACUGGAGAUAGUAUAGUUAGUACCAACCAUGUGGAAAUAUCCGACACAUAUAUAUAUUAAUGUUCGGUUCGAUAACAACUGAUUGAGCUUUUUUCACUGGCUUGAGAAAAUCGUGUCAUUUUUGCUCAUCCGAAAUGUACAAUAAAUAGCUCGAAAUAAACCAUAAAAAUCGCAAA
This is a messenger RNA of Drosophila erecta, 1169 nucleotides long. Its product is annotated as aspartate and glycine-rich protein. The transcript has 2 exons. Lineage: Eukaryota; Metazoa; Arthropoda; Insecta; Diptera; Drosophilidae. The record is from RefSeq and is a predicted model, not a curated record. Bases 365 to 775 code for a protein of 136 amino acids.